AAAAUGUAUGUAACCUCUCAUAUGGAGGAAUAGUUGGCGCCGUUUGAUCGUACUUUGAAGUGUAGUGAAAAGCGAUUAUUACCAUGCAGCAAAGAUCUUGACGUUUUACAGUGUUUCUCCGUAUUUUCCUUAUAAAAUGCAACAAUGACAAGUGUUGGGGGUAAAAAGGUGUUCUAUCCAUCUGGUUGCAAGGAAGUCAACGAAGAACUGGGGAAAGAUGAACUGGUCAGGAGACUCAAGCUCCUUGCCAGGGCUUUUCAAGACAUGGGUCAGGAUGACAAUGAGCAGUACAGUGGCUUGGCUUUAUAUCUAGCAUCAGAUUAUUUCAUGGACCAUCAAAGUAAAGAUGUGCGCCUGCUAGUGGCGUGUUGUAUUGCGGAUGUGUUCAGGAUAUUUGCACCAGAUGCACCUUACUCUGAACCUGCCCAACUCAAGGAAAUCUUCUUGUUCCUCAUCAAGCAGUUACGAGGAUUGGAAGACCCUGAUGCACCAUCUUUCAAAAGAUAUUUCUAUUUAUUAGAGAAUUUGGCCUGGGUGAAGUCGUUCAAUAUUUGUAUAGAACUUGAGGAUAGCCAAGAGAUUUUUUGUAGCCUCUUCCAGUUAAUGUUUUCGAUAAUCAGUGAGAAGCACUCGAACAAGGUGAGGAACUUCAUAUUAGACAUGAUGUCACCGCUGAUCACAGAGGCUGAUGCUGUCUCUCAGGAACUGCUGGAUAUCAUCCUUAUUAACAUCAUUGAACCAUACAAGACACAGAAAAGGGUAGCAUAUCAGCUUGCCAAAGAUUUGUUAAUAGGAACCAGUAAUGCUAUAGAACCGUUUAUCCAAACUUUCUUUAACAAUGCCUUGAUGUUGGGGAAAACUUCAGAGAGUGAGAUGUCAGACAGGCUGUAUGAUCUCAUCUAUGAACUAAACCAAAUAUCUCCAAAUGUUUUACUCUCUGUUUUACCACAACUGGAAUUUAAACUGAAGAGUAAUGUAGAGUCUGAAAGGAAGAAAGUAACAAAGCUGCUUGCAAAGAUGUUUGCUGACCAAGGGUCAGCCCUUGCUGACCAAAACAAAGCUCUCUGGAACUGUUUUCUAGGAAGGUUUAAUGACAUUAGCAUUCUGGUAAGGCAGAAAUGUGUGUCACAAUCCCAGUUUUUCUUGCAAUAUCAUCCUGAACUUUUCAAAGAUAUUGUAGAGCAACUGAAAGUUCGCCAGCAUGACCCAGAGGAAACCGUGAGGAUGGAAGUAGUGAAUGUUAUUUUGACUGUUGCUAAGAAUGACUUUACAGUGUGCACAGAAGAACUGCUGAGCUUCAUAAGGGAGAGAACUUUAGACAAAAAGUUUCAGAUCCGCCAAGCUGCACUACUUGGCCUUGGACAGUUGUACAAAAGAUUUGUUUUAGCUGAAGAGUAUGACAAAGUAAAUGUUGACAAAAUAUCCUGGGUCAAAGACAAAGUCUUUCAUGCCUACUACCAGAGUAAUAAUGAAGAUAGACUUCUGGUUGAGCGUGUUUUCAAUACAUGCUUGGUCCAAUAUAAUGCUGAAGUGUCUGAAAGAAUGAAACGACUGUAUUUGUUGUAUGCCACAAUAGAUGAUCAUGCUGUGAGAGCAUUCCAUGAAAUGUUGAAGAACAAAAAUCUUGUAAAAGUCAUGGUGUCACAGUUGAUUGAAGCCAUAGAAGUCAACCUGGAAGGAGAAAAAAGCAUUCCACUGAAUCGCAGGCUUGCAGCCAUAUCAAAAACACUGCCAGAGCCAAACAAAGCGACUGAUCAUAUGAAAAAGUUUGCAGUGCUUGUAGAAGAUGACAAAAGAAUGCGUCAGUUUGUGAAAACUUUAGUUGGACCAGAUUGCAACUCUAAGAAAGCUCAGGAUUUAGUGAAAGAGAUACUGAAGAAACUAGGGGGACCUGGCCCAGGGCAGCACAAUUUGUUCUACAACACCAUCAAAUCUCUAAUGGAGCGGAUAGCUCCUGUCAUGUUCGACGCUGCUGCCAUUGAGAUGUUGGUUAAACAUGUGGAUGAGACUGUGCGAGGACUCGGUAUCAUCACAGAUGGUAUUGAUGCAGCUGCAGAAAAGGGAGUUCGACUUCUUGUGGCAUUAUCCAGUGUUUAUCCACAUUACUUCAAGACAGAAGAGACUUUUGAACUUCUGUUGUCUUUUCUAAAACAUGAUGAUGAAGCUGUGGCGGAUCUUACUAUCCAGAUUUUCAUCAAUGUUGGGAAACGUUUGCAGUCGGAACACCCAAACAUUUACACAGUUCUUUUACCGAUACUUCAAAGAUCUGCAAAACUUGGCAACCCUAAACAAAGCAAACAUGCCAUCAAGUGUAUUUCAAUUGUUUGCCAGAAGAAGGAAGCUAUUCUCAGUCAAGUAUUUGAGCAUAUCAAGAAAUCUCUUACACCCGAGUCAGCAAAUUUUAUCACCUCCAUAGUAGCAUUAGGACAUGUAGCCAAACUGUGCCCUGUACAAUUCGCAGCAGACACCAAGUCUAUCGUCUCUAAAACCAUCGUCAAAGACCUUCUUAUGAUGGACAGGACGUCAGGUCCUGAUACAACAGAAAGCUGGUACUCCGAACAUCAUGUCACAGAGGAAACCAUGGCUAAACUGCAGGCUAUGAAGAUGCUGGUGAGGUGGUUAGAAGGUUUACAGAACAAUGCUAACAACUCGGGGACAUCGACAUUGCGACUUCUCUACACAGUCAUCAUUCAUGAAGGAGACCUCAUGGAGAAGGGCAUGAUCAACAAACCGGAGUUGGCUAGACUUAGGCUUCAGGCAGGAUGCUGUAUGUUGAAGUUAGCAGAAUACAAAUGUUAUGGAGAUUUGAUUACAAGGGAACAAUUUCAAGCUUUAGCUCUGCUAAUGAAUGAUAGUUGUUACCAUGUAAGACUGAACUUUGCCCUGAAGUUGAACAAGGGGUUGAUUAUGCUUAGACUUCCUCUGGAAUACAUGAGUAUAUUCAGCCUUGCUGCUAAUGAUCCACUGAAAGAAAGGAAAUCACAAAUCAAAAACUUCCUCCAAACAAACAUAUCAAAGAGGAGGGAUUACAUCAAACAGAAUCUGUCAACCGGAGUCCGAGUGUUCCAAUUUAUGCCUGAAUAUUCCAUACCCUUUGCAAUUCAUCUCCUGGCACAUGAUCCAGAUCUCCAGUCUCAUGAACAUGUAGAGAUCCUAAAGAAUAUCAAAGAGUGCCUGUGGUUCAUCAUUGAGCCCCUCAUCAGUAAAAGUGAAGACUGCAAUUACUCCUUCUUUAGAAAAAUGUUGGAGAACAUUAAACAGUGUAAGGAUGCUCAAGAUCCAGAAGAUGAAGUAACUAACAUGAAACUAUAUGCAGUGUGUGAUAUGGCAUUAGGUUUGCUGGUGAGCAAAGCCACAAACAUUACUCUAACAGACUCCAAUCUAGAGCCAGUCCUUCCUACCAAAUGUUUUGUCAAGCAAGCAAAGGGAUAUAUGAAUACCAAAAUGUAUGUACCCAAAGAACUAGUUACGGAAGGAAUCAAGAGGAAAGGUGUUCAUGAUUCCAUAUUGGCACCAAGUGAACCAGAAAUUGUAGCUUGUCCAGGACCAGUUGUAAACCCUCUUCCUUAUACUCCACGGGAAAAAAUCCCCAAGCCAACAAGGACCAAGAAAGUCAAGAAAGAUCAAAGUGAACAUGAUGUUGACAUGGAAUCUCAUGUGAAGAGUCCCAAAGAGAAAACAAGAAGACCCCGUUCCAAAAAGGAAAAUAUAGAUUCUCAGGAAGACAACCAAUCCUCAGGUGUUGCAAAGAAGCGGGGCAGAAAAGGUGCAAAGAAAGAAAACACAAAUGACCAAAAAAAGCUGGAUUCAGACUGGGAUUCUUCUGCAGAAUCUCAUGAUCUCAAUGCUCAGUUUAGCUCCUCGGAUAUAGAGGAAAAUUCUGAACAAGAACAAACUGAAUGCGUUCCAAAACGUCAAGGAAGACAUCCUAAGCAGACUAAUUCAAACUCAUCUUCGACUAAUUCUUCCCCAAGGAGGGUACGAAAUAGUGAUAAUGUGACAAAAGUGAAACAGAUUAAUGGUGCUUCAAAAAAGACUUCCAAUACUGAAUCUCCAGCUAAAAACAGUCCCAAAGUUGUUAGUUCAGGGAAAUCACGGAAGAGGUCUGCACCAGCAUCAUCAUCAGAAUCAUCUCCAGCUAAAAAAACUCGCAACACAAGGGCAGCACCACGUAAACAAGACAGCUCCGAAAGUGAACCUUCAUCACCGGUCAGUAUGGAGUCAUCACUUGUAAAAAGUUCACCUCGUAAAAAACCAACCUCAUCACCCGCCGCAUCUAGGAAAACAUUAACAAGAAGUAAACUACAUUCAGAAUCUGAAUCUGAAGGAAAUAAAACCCCAGUAAAAGGCAGGAAAGGAACAGCAACCAAACAGCUUAAAAUUGAGCAGUUCAGCACUAAAGCAACCAAUCGCAAUGUAAGAAGGGCCAAAACACUGGCCAAUGGAACCUCAGAUGGAGACAGCCAGGAGAGAGAAUCACCACGAGCGACUUCAGCAUCAAGGAGAGGUCGGGGGAGAAGGAAAUGACAAACUGUGUCUUAAAGAACUCAUAGUUAAUAAAUGGCAGCUCUUGUUUUUACCUUUAUGAAUCUUCUGUGGUUGUAUCAGGAACAUCAAAUCCAGGUGUGAGAGGGUUCACCGUCAGGAGCACGAGUAAUUGUUCUACAGCAUGUGCUAAGCAUGAGUAAUUGUUCAACAGCAUGUGUUAAGCAUGGCUGAAGUCGGGUAUUCCUUAGCUCAUCCGUGAUUGGAGUGAUGUGUUAACGAAACCUGACCAUGAUCUGGAAACAUAUCCUUACAUAAGAUUUUACCCAGGAAGAUGGUUCUGUCCACUAUCAAAAGUCAGUAGGAACAGUUAUGAAUUAAAAUGGGAUAAAAUAGUGAAAGUUUUUGUCUAAUGGGAAACCUAGAAAAUCUAAAUGUUCUCAAUGGUACAGAAUGUACAAUGUCAUGUAAUACUGUCAUUUUAUCCCAAGAAUAUUUUUGUUAUUUAUUUGUGAUAGUUUGUAUUUUAAAUUCAUAAGAUACAUAGAUCAUGUGUGGAAAUACUGUUUUAUGUCAAUUUAUACUUGCAUUUACAGCACUAUGAAUAAAAUCUUGAAGUACAUUG
This is a messenger RNA of Ostrea edulis (European flat oyster), 5110 nucleotides long. Its product is annotated as sister chromatid cohesion protein PDS5 homolog B-like. Gene Ontology annotation, biological process: mitotic sister chromatid cohesion; DNA repair. Gene Ontology annotation, cellular component: nucleus; chromatin. The record is from RefSeq and is a predicted model, not a curated record. Bases 145 to 4527 code for a protein of 1460 amino acids. The transcript has 34 exons. NCBI's taxonomy places the organism in Eukaryota, Metazoa, Mollusca, Bivalvia, Ostreida, Ostreidae.